UAUCAUAACUUGCUUUGCUUGAUUGAAUGAUGACAAAUUGAACAAUUGUGUACCGACAAACUGCCGUGUAAAUUAGGAUCGUUCUGGUUGAAAUAUAUUAAAGACAACAGUUUGAAGAUAUCUGCAAAAUGUCUGAAAACGUUAAUAUUGAUCUUUCGGGAGAAAUUAAUGCUACAGUAGAAAAGAAAGGUUUUCAAAAGUAUGUCAAUGAAGUGGAAUUGUUACUUCAGCAUGUGCGCAGCGGUGCUGGGCCAGCUUUGCUUAUGGGUGUCCUUGCAUCACGCAGACCAUGGACUCAAUUUGUUGCUACUGACAACUUUAAAGCUCCACCAUCUUUGCCUCGACUGUCCCGAAGAUUUUAUCGAAAUGUGGAAUAUUUUCAAGCCAAUUACCUGAUGGUGUUUCUGGGACUAUUUGCUUAUUGCCUAAUAACCACUCCACUUCUGCUGAUUGCUAUGGUAGCCAGUUUCUUUGGGUAUAGAAAGCUAACAUCAGGGCCCAAUACUUGGAAGCCAAAAAUUGGUGGCUGGGAGUUGACUAAGCCACAGCAGUAUGCAGUAGGGGCAGCAGGUUCCAUGGCUUUAUGCUGGCUUGCUGGGGCUGGAGCUGUGCUAUUUUGGGUGUUAGGCGCCACUGUUACGGUAGUGGCUUUGCAUGCUAGCUUCUUCGAUGCGGAGGCUUUGCCGGCUUCCGACGACCCGGAGCAGUUCCCCAUGAUAGAGCAGGUGUGACACGGCCACCUGCCGCUGUUCUUACCACCGCCCGGCCGCAUCACCCACCGUAUUAACGAACCAAACUGACACGCUUCGAAUAUGACAAAUAGUUUGCAAUACACAUAAUGCUUUUGGCGAGUCAUUUUGACAUUUCAUACUAAAUAUUUUUGGUUAAAAGAAGUCUUCGUUAUUAGCAUACAUAUUUAUCCAUAGCAAAAGUUAACCAAAGACCGAAUUGUCUUACCCUUCAAACUCUCAUGCACUUUUUAGCUUAAUACUUGGCGGGCCGGGUGACGCAGUCAGUGCAAAAACUAAAAGAGGAUUAGUAAAAUCAGUUUUCAUUCUCUCCUAAAGUGUAUAAGUAUGUACUUAAAUAAUACUUAUCGUUUAUUUUUGUAAUGUAGUCAAAGCAAUUGAUAUGGUGUAAUAAAAAUAAUUACCUAUAUUGCUCUAAUGCAAGUUACAAUUAAGCCAAGAUUUUCAAUGUAUUUGUUAUAAUGUAAUUUAAUGGCUUGUUGUAUUUCAGUAACCUACUAUUUGGGCAAUAACUAUUUGUUUUUGAAAUCAAAUUUAAAUUUUUAUUAAUACAGAUUCAUAAAUGUUUCCAAUAACUUAAAAAAAUAGAAUAAUCAAUAUAAAACCAGUACCACAAGCGAAGAGAAGAACCUCAUUUAAUUUGUUGUAAAAAUGUGAAUAUAGAAUACUGUUAAUAAAAAUUGAGGCUGUAAUUUAUAAAUAAUUAUCAAACAUUUAACAUCCUUUGCCCAGUAAUUAACUACUAGAACUUGGGUUUUCAUGACUUAUGUAUUGUGUGGUUUACACAAUGUUCGAUUUUAUUAAAUCUUAUUGAAAUCAACUUCAAUCGUGAUUUAUGAUAAACUUAGAUGUAUUAUUAAAUGUCAUUGUUUUAUAUGUAU
This is a messenger RNA of Trichoplusia ni (cabbage looper), 1630 nucleotides long. RefSeq names its product prenylated Rab acceptor protein 1-like. Lineage: Eukaryota; Metazoa; Arthropoda; Insecta; Lepidoptera; Noctuidae. The record is from RefSeq and is a predicted model, not a curated record. The transcript has 7 exons. Gene Ontology annotation, cellular component: Golgi apparatus. Bases 129 to 731 code for a protein of 200 amino acids.